AUGAUCGAUAAUGCAGUUUUAAUAAAACAGGGCGCUGAAGCGCGCAUCUAUAUCGCCCCUUUCUUGACACGAAAAGCAAUAGUAAAGGAGCGGUUCUCUAAAUCCUAUCGACAUCCGAUUCUCGAUAAAAAAUUGACAGCACGUCGCGUUACUCAGGAAGCAAGAUGUCUACACAAAUGUCGACGUUCCGGGUUAGAUACACCUGUCGUGUAUUUUGUUGACAUAGAGAAUAAUACAAUCUACAUGGAGUAUGUGGAAGGGAAGACUGUCAGGGAUAUUUUGCGGGAGCAAAGUGAUGAUGAGUCGUUUAAAUCGAAAAAUGAUGAAAUGGCAAAUAAAAUUGGAAUGGCAUUAGCAAACAUGCACGUGGCAGAUGUAAUUCAUGGUGAUUUGACGACUUCGAAUCUUCUAAGUCGGGAUCCUACAGGAUCUUUGGUGGUGAUAGAUUUUGGAUUGAGCUACGUGUCGAUAUUACCAGAGGACAAAGCGGUUGAUUUGUAUGUACUUGAACGUGCUUUUAUGAGUACUCAUCCAAACUCGGAGACUAUGUUUGCAUCAAUUCUUGAAACUUAUAGAAAGAAAUACAAGGAUUCCGGUCCUGUAAUAAAUAAAUUAGAAGAAGAGGCAGAAAACGAAGUAUGA
This is a messenger RNA of Ambispora gerdemannii, 642 nucleotides long. The record is from the annotation of a GenBank genome assembly. Lineage: Eukaryota; Fungi; Glomeromycota; Glomeromycetes; Archaeosporales; Ambisporaceae.